Rhizopus microsporus ATCC 52813 is the source of this 894-nucleotide messenger RNA. RefSeq lists its product as uncharacterized. The coding region runs from base 1 to 894 and encodes 297 amino acids. The transcript has 5 exons. NCBI's taxonomy places the organism in Eukaryota, Fungi, Mucoromycota, Mucoromycetes, Mucorales, Rhizopodaceae. The record is from RefSeq and is a predicted model, not a curated record.
AUGGCUGUGGAACCUAUUUCGAAUGAUUUGCACGUUACUGAACUAUUAAAACGUAUUGGUAAAGAAAAAAACUGGUCAGACAAAGAUGUCGAAAAUGAUCUUUCGAUUCUUGAAAAGAACCGCAUCGUGACCGUGAAUGAUUUGAGAUCUUUAUCACGAGAAAGUUGGUCCCAAAUCGAACUUCUUCCACUUGUUAAGGAUUUACUAAGAUCGGCUAUUGACCCCAACUGGUUGACAAGUGAUCAAUAUCAAGCCAAGUCUACUGUAACUAACAUGGAUAGUAACCAUGAAGAACAGGAAGAAGAGAAAAAGGAUAAAAAGAAAGAAAAGAAGAAGGAUAAAAAGAAGAAUAAAGACAAGAAGAAACACAUUCUUAACCUGGGUGAGCCUGUUGUACCUACUGUAUUGAAUGAAAGAAAGCCUGUGCUAGAAGAUAUGGUUCUGUCAGAGGAUCCAUUAACGAUUGAGAAUACCAUUCGAAAUGGUACAACUGCUGAACUUUCGGCAAUGCAUAUUACGGAUGAUCAUAGUAGUGAGAGUGAAGAUGAGCCAGCGUCUCCUUCAGAGACCGAUGUACCCACGCGUAGAAAGAGUGUUACAUUUUCAGAUGAACAGCCCGCAGUUGGUGUUGCAGCUAGUGAAGGAGCCGAAAAGAAGAAGGAAAAGAAGGAUAAAAAGAAGAAAGAUAAAAAGAAAAAGUCUGCUAUGGCAAGUACAAAUAUUACGAGUGGUUACAGCAGUUUUAAAAGUCAUCCUUACACCAAUCAUCCUAUAGUGAAAUUCAAGAAAAUGAAAUUAAAGCAUACUAAAAGACUUCCUCCUGCUCCUGCCAAUGACAAUUUUUUACAAGGCUUACACGAUAAACUAAUGGCAAACCGCAUCGAACAAAGUUAA